Molecule: messenger RNA, 1828 nt
Organism: Cicer arietinum (chickpea)
Lineage: Eukaryota; Viridiplantae; Streptophyta; Magnoliopsida; Fabales; Fabaceae
Gene: NAC08
Product: NAC domain-containing protein
Biological process (GO): regulation of DNA-templated transcription
Molecular function (GO): DNA binding
Source: RefSeq, a predicted model, not a curated record
UUUGCUUAAAAUAAAUUCAUGUUUUUUUAGAUUGAAAGCAACAAGGGUUUUUUCUUUGUUUUGCUUUUUGCUUCUUCAUUUAGUUUCAUUAAAAUUUAACAAAACUAUGCAUUAAUUUAUUUUACAUAUAUAGUAUAGCAAACAAACAUACAUCAAGAUAUGAAGAGUGGUCGAUUAUUUCAUUCAUUAAUUUAAAUUAAAAUUUUUAAAAGGAGAAGUAGUGCAUGUUUUUUCACAUAUCAAGAUUAUAUAUUCUUUCUAAGGUUUAGUUUUCUUGAUUUAUCCUUUCCAUGCACGUAGCUACCAAAAGGGUGAAAAUGAAACAUUUCAACCAAGCAUUAAUGUUUUUGGUUAUUUUUUCAAACAAAUCCAUGGAUAUAAGGCAUACAUAUUCCUUUUUACAAGGAAUUGUGUUCUCUAAUAUAUAUACAUAGUGAUAAAGAAGGAAACAUGCAUGGAAAAAAGUUCUUAUUGAUCUUGUAGUAGUAGGAAUUAAUAAGAAUGAUGCAGGGAAGUGGACAGUUAACAGUUCCACCAGGGUUCAGGUUUCACCCUACUGAUGAGGAGCUUCUUUACUAUUACCUAAGGAAGAAAGUUUCUUAUGAAGCCAUUGAUCUUGAUGUUAUCAGAGAAGUUGAUCUUAACAAACUUGAACCUUGGGAUCUCAAAGAGAAAUGUAGGAUAGGAUCAGGGCCACAGAAUGAGUGGUAUUUCUUCAGCCAUAAAGACAAGAAAUAUCCAACAGGAACAAGAACAAACAGAGCAACUACAGCAGGGUUUUGGAAAGCUACAGGAAGAGACAAAGCAAUAUACCACACAAAUUCCAAAAGGAUUGGAAUGAGGAAAACCUUAGUCUUCUACACUGGUCGUGCUCCUCAUGGCCACAAAACUGAUUGGAUCAUGCAUGAGUACCGCCUUGACGACAAUGAUGCAGAAGUUCAGGAAGAUGGAUGGGUGGUUUGCAGAGUAUUCAAAAAGAAAAAUACAAGUAGAGGCUACCAACAAGAAAUUGAAGAAGAAGAUCACAUAAUGAACCAUAUGAGAACAACAAAUGCUCCAUGCCAUAAUAAUAUUCUAGAACCAAAACAUCAUCAUCACAAGCAACAACAACAAGGAUUACUAUAUGAUUACAACAACAAUAACAAUAGCUUUGAUGCUACAAUUCAUCUACCACAGUUAUUCAGUCCAGAAUCAGCUGUUCCACCACCACCACCAACUUCAUUUCCUUCAUCCAUGGACAUCCUUGAAUGCUCUCAAAACUUGUUGAGGCUCACAACUCCUGCAUUUUCUGGACUCAAUCUCAUGCAACAACAAGGAGAGAGGUUUCAUGGUGAUUGGUCAUUCUUGGAUAAACUACUUGCAUCUCAUAAUGGCAUUGAUCAUCAUCACACUUUAAGAAACAAAUGUAAUACUAAUAAUCAGCAUGGUGCAGCACCUUCUGUUGAAACUUCAGCUCACAAAUUUCCAUUUCAUUACCUUGGUUGUCACUCUCAUCAUGAUAUUAUGAAAUUUUCAAAGUAAUUAAUUAGUUAAGGUGAUAUGUGAUUACCUUAAUUAAUUAUUUACAAUUGUUAUACAUAAGUGAGGAGACAAAUUUGGAUUCUAGUAUAAGUUUUUUUCUAUUUAGGUACUCUUUGAAAUUCCACGUAUCAAUUUAGUUAAUUAUUUUCAUUUUGAAUAUUUUGAAUUGUAUAUAUAUGCAUUUAUUAUUUAAGUUGUUUGUCAAUUUUAUAAAGUAUUGUUGUACAAUUAAAGUCCCAGGGCUACUAAUAUCCUUGAGAGCUUGUAAGGACAAUCCAGGGCUAAUAAUAUCAGCAAAUUCAUGAAA